AUGGCUCCAUCAAUUGUGACACCAGACCUACCAACGUCACCCGUGGCGGAUGGUAAGGUCCCCGCGGCUUUCUCCACCAAAGACGCAAAGGACCUUCCCGAGACCUUGUUCUCGCAUUUCUCUGACCAUAUCAAUGGCAAAUCCACCGGUGAUGGCCCGAAAUCCUCAACUAGCGACCGGCUCAAGGAACACUCAGUUCCAUUCAAUGACCAGUACGCCUUAAAUCCUCGCAAACUCCGUAUCAUCACGAUCGGCGCAGGCUUUUCUGGGCUAGUGCUAGCACACAAAUUCCAACAUGCCUACCCUGAGCUUCAGGACUUUGUUGAUCACACGAUCUUCGAAGGCCGCAGCGAUAUCGGAGGAACAUGGCUAGUCAAUACUUACCCUGGUGUGCAAUGUGAUGUGCCAUCUCACAUCUAUGCCUUCCCAUUCGACCCUAACCCAGACUGGCCCCGCUUUUAUUCCAGUGGCCCUGCGAUCCAAGAGUACAUCAAGUCAACAGUAAAGAAGUGGAACCUUGAUCGCGAUAUCCAAUUAGAAACUCAGGUUAUUGGAGCCCACUGGCAGGAAGAUUCAGGCAAAUGGAAGAUUACUGUGAAGCACGCUGGAGUCGAGCGUGAUGAGUUCUGUGACAUUUUGAUCUCAGGCCAAGGUAACUUGGUGAGCCCUUCCUGGCCAAAGAUUGCAGGAUUCUCCGAUUUCAAAGGUCAUGUGACGCACUCUGCACGAUGGGACCAUGACUUCGAUUACUCAAACAAGCGGAUAGCUGUCAUUGGAAAUGGGUCUUCUGGCAUCCAAAUCGUACCCCAGAUGACGAAGCUGCCUGGUACCACCGUGCGCAACUUUAUUCGUGGUCCAGCUUGGGUCUAUUACCGUGUACCGCCCUCAAAGCACCUUGGGAGAGAAACAGAAGACACCAACCCAGAAUUCCUUGACGAAGAGAAGGAGCAGUUCAGCGAUCCUGUCAAACAUCGGGAAUACCGUAAAGGAAUUAUCCACCGUACCAACAAGGCAUUCCGUUUGUUCAUGAAGGGAGAACCCAACGAGACAACCGUGGCACUAGCAACAGCCCAGAUGGCUGAGAAGCUCAAUCAUGACCCUGUGCUGUGUGAACAACUUAUUCCGAAGUGGGAGAUUGGUUGCCGUCGAGUGACCCCUGGCCCUGGUUACUUAGAGGCAUUCUCAAAGCCCAAUUGCAGUCUCACCUCGAGCCCAAUUACUAAGAUUACCGAGAAGGGGGUUGUCACUGCUGACGGGGAGGAGUUUGAGUGUGACGUUUUGGUAUGUGCGACUGGCUUCGAUGUCUCCAAAUGCCCUCAAUAUCCCCUCGUCGGCCAAAACGGAGUCAACCUCGCCCAGAAAUGGAAGGAUGAGCCCACCUCCUACCUAUCAGUCGGAACCGAUGACUUCCCCAACUACUUCACAAUGGCCGGUCCUAACUGCCUCUGCGGCCACGGAUCCCUCGUCGAGGCAUUGAACUGGACAGGCGACUACUUUGUCAAGAUGAUUAAGAAGAUCGCCACCGAAGACAUCAAAUACAUGGUCCCGAAGGCCUCGUCCGUGCACGCAUUCGGAAAAUAUCAAGACGAGAUCCAUAAGACACUGGUGUGGUCCGGCUCCUGUCGCAGCUGGUACAAGAGAGGCACCAUCGAUGGUCGCGUCACUCAUCUCUUUGCAGGCAGUGCUAUCUUGUUCCGCCGCCUCCUGGGUGAGAUCCGCUCAGAACAUUAUGAUAUUGCGUAUAACUCAGGCAAUCCGUUCCGCUUCCUUGGCAAUGGAUUCACUGAGUGGGAGAUGAACCCGGAUGCCGAUUUGGGAUGGUAUGUUCAGGUUGCCAAGGGUGGUCCACAGGUCCCACCUCCCAAUGAUAUGAGCUGGGUAGCGAAAUGA
Penicillium griseofulvum is the source of this 1890-nucleotide messenger RNA. Its product is annotated as flavin-containing monooxygenase. NCBI's taxonomy places the organism in Eukaryota, Fungi, Ascomycota, Eurotiomycetes, Eurotiales, Aspergillaceae. The transcript is spliced from 5 exons. The record is from RefSeq and is a predicted model, not a curated record. The coding region runs from base 1 to 1890 and encodes 629 amino acids. Gene Ontology annotation, molecular function: NADP binding; flavin adenine dinucleotide binding; N,N-dimethylaniline monooxygenase activity.